AUGAAUCGUUACAAGCCUGGACAGCCGUCCAGAUUCGCUCAGGAAGCCUCGGCUCGUCUUGCGACCCAGAAGAAGCUCCGUAAGCCCGGACGUCUCUCUUCGGACCACGAUCAUCAAGGUGGUGUCCGACUCAGCGCCACGAGCAACCAGGGCAGCGACGCUCCAGCCACCGCAAACAACACUUUCUCGGCCAUCAAUGCAACCAAACUCGGCAAUGCCCAGAACCUCGGCAGCAACAAUCCGUAUGCUGCUUUGGCCAACUCGCCGACCGCGACCAAUGCCAGCAUCGAUGAAGAUGCCAAGCCGGCCUCCCCUCCGCCUCGCGUACCCUCUAAGCUGAAUGCCACCUCGGCUCCCUUUGUCCCUGUCAACGGCGCUACUACCAUGAACCCAACUGCUUCGCCAUAUGGUUCCCACGCCAGAGUCUGCACCCCAGAGAUGGAGGCUAACGAGGCGAACAACAUCGCGCAUCUCAUGAUGCUCUAUGAACAGAAGCGUGUUGCGGGUGAUGCUCGAGUACAAGGUCAGAACGGCGCUGCUCCUUCCCAGGCCUCUAACAACGACAAUGCCUCUGCUGGUAAUAACCCUACCUACGAUCCCUACGUUCCUAUUGCUGGCAACCAUUCCAAUGGCAAUAGUUUCAUGCAUGCUGGUGGCAGCCAGGGCUACGGCUGGAAUGCAACUUCUCAACAGCCUCAGAGUGUCACGGGUCAGAAUACUGGAUACACACAAGGAUACCAACAGUCUGCGCAGGCUCCUUCGGCUACCGUUCCUCAGGGUCUUCAGAACGCGGGUGCGCAGCAAUCGUCCAAUGGCAUGUACCAGACUACUGCUUUUGGUAACGCCUUCUCCUCGAACAACCAGCACAAGGCAAACUCGCACAGUCGUCACCUUAAGCGAGAUAGGAUCUUAUCUGCGUCCGACUGGAGACAGAAUGCCAGUCAAGGCCAGAACGAGAUGCGCUUCGAGGAGUCGGGAAAUGCACAGGCACCCAACGUAACCCACCAGGUGCACACAGGGUUUGGCAACAUCAACGGCGGUUAUGGUCUGGGCAAGUUGCAGCAGCAAAUGCCGUCCACCGGCAGCUACGGCUCUCUUCCCAGUGCUGCACCCGAGAUGAACCAGAACGGUCAGCAGUACGGUGCUGCUAACAACGAUCAAGUCAGUAAUGUUCAGGGUCACCAGGGAAGUUACAACAUGGGUGAUGCUCUCAGAGCUGACCUCGCCCGACUUGCCACCAAUAACCCAGGUUAUCAACCGACUUUCAGCAACCAGGGACACCAUGCUGGUACCAUCAACACUGGUGCCGCUCAGGGAGCUGCUCAAAACCAGGCUUUCAAUGCGCAGGAUCAUCAAGCUCCUACUUACAACACUCAGGAAUACCAGCCGGGUGCUGCCAAUGUCGGUGCAACUCAGGGAAGCAACCAAGCCCAGGGUACCAAUGCCCAGAUGCAUCAAGCUGGUGCUCCCGCGAACAAUGUGUAUGGCGGGGACGUCACUGCUGCUCAUGGAACCGUCAAGCAGAGCAAUGUUCAAGGUCGUCGAUACACCAAUGCCACCAAUACCAGUGUUGACUCCAUGAACAGCGGUACUACCCAAGGCAACCCAGCUGCCAACGGCGUUCAGCACAUGGCUCAGACUGUUCACACUGGUCAACCCCAGCAGGCACCCGCGAACGAGCAGAAGGUCCCCGAAGGAUAUGUCACAGGCCUUACUAACAGCAUUUCCGACAGCAGCAUCCUGCUCUAUAACGACCAGAGCGCUCUUAACCGGCUCCUGCCUCGUGCCGGAGCCGUAGUCCCUCAUGCUCAGGAGAUCACUGUCGCGAAGUCGGCGCAGACGGCCCAUCUUCGACCCCUUCCGUUCCACCCCCCGCCCACAUUUGUCCAGAGAGCCCGCUCGGAUGUGCUCAAUGCGUUGAUCGGAGUCGAUGGGCGUGUCACUCUGCAGGAUCUUAUGGAUCCUAAGUUCUUCCCCUGGGCGGAGACGUACAGUCUCCAUACCCCAGUCGACCACGGUGUUAUUCAUAUCAAGAACAUCCCGUUCGGCACCCGAAGAUCGGAGUUGGUUGCGCUCAUGGGCCGCAACGCCAAAGUUCUCAACGACAGCCUUGAGCCUGUUCACAUUAUUAUGGAGCGUGUGACAAGCAAAACGAUGGACGCCUUCGUUGAGUUUGUCGACCCCGCGGACGCAAUGAACUGCGUCGACAAGUUCCAGAAGACUGCGGACAACGGCCGUAUCGGCCGCAUCGGCAACCGCCCCGUGGAAAUCGAGCUGUCCAGCCAGGUGCAGCUCAUGAAGGAGAUGUUCCCUGCCGCUGCCAACGGCGUCCGCUGGCACGGAUCUCGCCCUGAGAUUCUGCAGGGCUCCGAGUUCUCGUGGGAGAACUUCAAGUGCUUCUUCUCGAUCGAGGAGAUGACGAUGCUAACCAAGCAUGUCGAGUCCCCUCACCGAUCCUCCUACUCGGAGCAGUGCCCGGAGCGACCCUACGAGUGCAUGAUCAGCACGCUCCGCAAGUGCCCCUGGUACAUGGCCGACUAUAUCACCAUCCAGCAGCGCCAGGCUUGUUACGAUGCCUGCUGCAAGAUGGUCAUGACGCUCCGCAACUCGAUUCGUCGCGAUCCCGACCACGAUCGCCUAACGCCUCAGCUCUUCAACAGGCUAAUCACCUCGUGCAUGCUCUGCUGUGGUCUCAGCGUCUUGCAGAAGGACAACCUCUCCUUCCUGGCUGAGAUGCCCGAGGAGCAGGGUCGACACUUCAAUCAGCCUCGAUUCGCCGAUCUCUGGACCCAUAUGUACACCCUUGGUCCCAAGGCUGGAGUUCCUCUGGAUGUUCUGGAGUACUACAUUGCCAUGAUUCGCGAGGAGACCAACCGCGUUGUCGACGGCAUGUCCAUCGGGCACAAGCGAGCCCUGCAGGCCAAGGGCCAGACGACCAGCAUGUACUGGGGCUACUUCUUCGUCGAGGCCAACUACCCUAGCGGUCCCGCCUUGGACAAUAUGACGCUGGCUGAGGCCACCGCCAUCGAGUGGCAGACCAUCGACCAGAUUCUCCGACGUGCUGUUGAGGGAGGAACUCCCCCCGAGACCUACAUCGCGAGCGCUGCUCAGGGUGGCUUUGUCUACUUCGGGGAUCAGGGACGAUGUACCAACUCCUUCUCCAAAUACCGCAAUGACUACUAG
This is a messenger RNA of Anthostomella pinea, 3183 nucleotides long. The record is from the annotation of a GenBank genome assembly. NCBI's taxonomy places the organism in Eukaryota, Fungi, Ascomycota, Sordariomycetes, Xylariales, Xylariaceae.